GGUUUGCGUUAGCGCUAUGAAAAACGUUGGCGCGGUCGCGUGCAUUACUGUCACAAUACGCAAUCAUCCCUCGUAUGCAAGCCCCCCCAGCUUCCCAUAUAAAAAGCGCUUUCUCAUGCAUAUUCUUUUUACGCCAUUCGACAUAAAAAAAGCUCGUAAACAUCAUGACAGCCAACACACUUGCAGCUCAAGGCGUCUCCAGUGUCCCAUCUCCAGUUGACAAGGGAGAUGCUGCGACUAAUGCUCGUCGAGAUUCGGGCCAUGGGACUCCCGUUCCUUUGGAGGAACAAGUGAUCGUUUCUGCUGUUGACAAGUGCCCGGCUACCAAAGCAUUUCCUGUUCCAGAGGAUUUGGACAAAUAUAUUAGGAACCCAGGCUGUCCGCGCGCUAAUGCUGCCCCGAGUGCUGAGCAUCCUACGGGCUCCCACGACAACAAACGGGACCUUACUGUCAUGCAACAACAUAUCGAGUUUUUUGAUCGAGUGAAGGAUGGCAUCAUUUGGCCUUGGGAGACAUAUGUGGGAUUUCGGGCAAUUGGAUUCAACAUCGCGUUUAGCAUUAUGGCCGUCUUUGUAAUUCAUGGUGGAUUCAGUUACUUUUCGAUUGAUAGUUGGAUUCCUCAUCCUGGCUUUCCAAUUUACAUCAAAAAUAUCCAUCGAUGCAAACAUGGCAGUGAUACCGGCACAUAUGACACGGAGGGACGAUACAUUCCUCAAAGGUUCGAGGAGAUUUUCACAAAAUUCGACAAGACAGGAAAAGGUGGUCUCACCUUGCGCGAAAUUCUCACCAUGACCCGUGAGAUCCGGAACGUUAUGGACUUUUUUGGUGUCUUUGCAAAUCUUUUCGAAUGGGUGACGCUUUGGCUUCUAUGCAAGGAUGAGCACGGUGUUGUGAAAAAGGAGCAACUCCGGAGAGUCUACGAUGGAACCUUGUUUUAUCACAUUGAGAGCGAGAUCAAGGCAAAGAAGCAAGAAAAGCUGAAACAGAAACAAGCCAAAAAGCAAGCAGCGAAAGCAAAGCGGGGCUGAAGGGAAUUAUGCAUGCGUCGGUUUUAGUUCGAGAUGGGAUUUUUUUCUUUUGGCUGCAGAUAUAAUUUCAGUCUGUAUAGGAGCUGGAAAUUAGCAAUCUCUUUUGUGUAUUUUGCAAAUAUAGCAUUUUCGCAAGAUA
Spizellomyces punctatus DAOM BR117 is the source of this 1167-nucleotide messenger RNA. RefSeq lists its product as uncharacterized. Lineage: Eukaryota; Fungi; Chytridiomycota; Chytridiomycetes; Spizellomycetales; Spizellomycetaceae. The transcript is spliced from 5 exons. Gene Ontology annotation, molecular function: monooxygenase activity; calcium ion binding. The record is from RefSeq and is a predicted model, not a curated record. Bases 165 to 1028 code for a protein of 287 amino acids.